This is a messenger RNA of Cyprinodon variegatus (sheepshead minnow), 1360 nucleotides long. It is a transcript of the gene jam3b, whose product is annotated as junctional adhesion molecule C-like. Gene Ontology annotation, biological process: cell adhesion; angiogenesis. The transcript is spliced from 9 exons. The record is from RefSeq and is a predicted model, not a curated record. Bases 96 to 1004 code for a protein of 302 amino acids. NCBI's taxonomy places the organism in Eukaryota, Metazoa, Chordata, Actinopteri, Cyprinodontiformes, Cyprinodontidae. Gene Ontology annotation, molecular function: protein homodimerization activity; protein heterodimerization activity.
CUGUAGGUCUCUCUCCCCUCUCUCUCCUCUCUGAAGCCGUCAGGCUACUUUGCGCAUGUUCGUCCAGCCGCACCGAGCAUUGCAUCGACACCAAGAUGGCGAAAACACGUCUGGCUUUCCUCCUCGCGCUCCUCUCCACUCACAGUUUGCUUAGCGUGUCAGCAGUGGUGUUAAAGACCAACAACCAUUCCCCGUCCACUGAUGAAUUUAACAAGGUGGAGCUAUCAUGUUUGAUCGAGACCAUCUCUACAGCGAACCCCCGGAUCGAAUGGAAGAAGUUUACAGACGGGAAACCGAGCUACGUUUACUUCGACAAGAGGAUCUCAGGUGACCUGGAGAACCGAGCUGUGAUCCGAGAGCCCGCCACACUCGUCAUAACCAACGCCACCAGGUCAGACACGGCCAAGUACCGCUGCGAGGUCACGGCUGCUGCUGAUGUACGGACCUUCGAUGAGAUCGAGAUCAACCUGGUGGUCAGAGUGAAGCCGGUGGUGCCAAAGUGCAGCGUUCCGAAGUCGGUGCCUUUUGGGAAGUCGGCCGAGCUCAGCUGCGUGGAGGAGGAGGGCUUCCCCAAGUCUCAGUACCAGUGGUUCAAGAACAGCGAGGAGAUUCCAGACGACCCCAAGACCAGCCUCAAAUUCUUCAACUCCUCCUACACGCUCAACGCAGGAACAGGAACUCUGAGAUUCAGCGCCGUCAGGAAAGAAGAUGCCGGAGAAUAUUUCUGCCGGGCCAAGAACGACGCGGGACACGCCCAGUGCCCCCCCCAGAAGAUGGAAGUGUAUGACAUAGACGUGGUGGGGAUCGUACUGGGAGUGCUGGUGGUGGUGGUGGUGCUCCUCUGCAUAACGGUGGGAAUCUGCUGCGCCUACAAACAGGGAUACUUCUCCAGCCAGAAACAGCCAGGAAGCAGUUACAAAGUUCCCUCCAAAGGAGACGGAGUGGACUACGUCCGGACCGAGGACGAGGGGGAUUUCCGACACAAAUCAUCGUUUGUGAUCUGAUGACGGAGCGAGGACGGCGAGCCCGACCCGACCCGGUCCGACCCGCCGCGCUGCUGGACCUCAGAGUUCACAGCAGGACUCAAACCCAAACACUCAAACUUGCCAAAGGUGACGGACAAGAUGUACACCGAGGUUCACCUGCUUUGCUUGGUUCUGAUCCGUUCCUCAGCCUGCUGGUUCUGGUCGGUUCCUCAGCCUGCUGGUUCUGGUCGGUUCCUCAGCCUGCUGGUUCUGAUCCGUUCCUCAGCCUGCUGGUUCUGGUCGGUUCCUCAGCCUGCUGGUUCUGAUCGGUUCUUCAGCCUGCUGGUUCCGAUCCGUUCCUCAGCCUGCUGGUUCUGGUCGGUUCCUCAGCCUGC